Molecule: messenger RNA, 765 nt
Organism: Spodoptera exigua (beet armyworm)
Lineage: Eukaryota; Metazoa; Arthropoda; Insecta; Lepidoptera; Noctuidae
Source: the annotation of a GenBank genome assembly
AUGGCUAUCAUCGUAUUCGUUGCUCUUUGCGUCGUUGCUGUAACAGCGGCGUCACCUUAUCCAGAAUUUGGGCGUGCGGGAAUUAUUGGACCUCGUCCUGAAGCUUCCGUUGCCGCGCUCUUGUACUCAUCGGAUUUGAGUACAUACCGGUUUACUUGUGGCGGUACCAUUGUGUCUAAUAAGGCGAUUCUAACUGCUGCCCAUUGCAUCAUUGGUGACAAUGCUUCGAAAUGGCGAUUCCGCGUUGGUUCGAAUCAAGCUCACACUGGUGGUGUUGUUUACAACGUUAACAAGAUUAUCGUCCAUCCAGAUUAUAACCCUGUCAGAUACGACAGUGACAUCAGUCUCCUGCAUUCUGCUUCUGAAAUCAUUACAAGCUUUACUAUCCGAUCAGCUGAUGUCGCCGGCCCGAACCAUCAAAUCUUGAACCAUGUUGUUAGCUACGUUUAUGAUUGGAUCCAGCCCGUGGUCGGUUCGCAACCACACUUUGGGUUCCAACGUGAAAUAGUAUACAGAUUAGUUAAUCAGGAGCAAUGCAGAAAUAAUUACACCGAUGUUUCUGUGAACAUCUCUGAAAAUAUGCUUUGCGCUCGCCCAGCCAUGAAUCGUCCAGACCAGUGCUCAAUGAGUUCCGGUGGACCAAUGUUUCAAAACAGAUUCGUCGUUGGCGUACAGUCUUUUGGUCUUGGAUGCAAUUUGGAAGCAUUCCCUGAUGUGUUCGUUAGGACGUCAAAAUUCAGUUUGUGGAUUAACGAGAACGCUUAA